Messenger RNA from Tremella mesenterica DSM 1558, 2191 nucleotides. RefSeq lists its product as uncharacterized. Gene Ontology annotation, biological process: intracellular protein transport; vesicle-mediated transport. Gene Ontology annotation, molecular function: clathrin binding. The annotation marks the transcript as partial. The transcript has 11 exons. The record is from RefSeq and is a predicted model, not a curated record. Gene Ontology annotation, cellular component: membrane coat. NCBI's taxonomy places the organism in Eukaryota, Fungi, Basidiomycota, Tremellomycetes, Tremellales, Tremellaceae.
UGCUUUUCGCUUUCUCAUCUUGACAAAUUCCCCCUCAAAGGCUCCACGAGGAAUCAAGCGAACAACAGCGCCCUUCCAGACUUUCCCGCGUGCUCGUGUCGAGACACUUGACAAGAUGGCAGCUCCUCGAAAAGGGGAGAAUUGGGAGCUUCGUCAACAGCUCAAUUCAGAGUAUCGCGAGAAGCGCGCUGAUGCUAUCAAACGUGUGAUCGCCAAUCAUACUAUCGGGAAAGACUGUAGUGGUUUGUUUCCUGAUGUGGUCAAGAAUAUGCAAACGGAAGAUCUUGAACAGAAGAAGUUGGUAUAUCUAUAUUUGAUGAAUUAUGCCAAGACACAACCUGAAUUGGUCAUUCUGGCAGUUAAUACCUUUGUCAAGGAUACAGCAGAUCCUAAUCCCCUCGUCAGAGCGUUAGCCAUACGGACCAUGUCCGUCCUUCGCGCAGAGAAGAUCCUCGAUUAUCUAGCUUCACCCCUUUCUAGAUGUCUGAAAGACGAAAAUCCCUACGUACGAAAAACUGCCGCUUUGUGUGUUGCGAAGGUUUUUGAUCUCAAACCUGAGCUUUGUGUAGAGUACGGAUUUAUCGAGACUCUCCGAGAUCUCAUCGGGGAUGGAAAUCCAAUGGUGGUCGCUAAUGCCGUCACGGCCCUCGCGGACAUUCAUGAAGCUUCUCAAACUGUUUCACCUUCCGAUCCCGACUCACCAGAAGGAUCCACUCCUCCCCCUACAUCCCGACCUUCUCCACAAUUACUCAUCAUUGAUCAACCUACUUUAGCAAAACUUUUAGUAGCUUUGAACGAAUGUUCCGAGUGGGGAAGAAUAGCAGUAUUGUCAACGUUGGCGAGAUACAAAGCCGUCGACGUACAAGAGGCAGAACAGAUUUGUGAGAGAGUGAUGCCACAAUUUCAACAUGCCAAUGCUGCGGUAGUGCUCGGAGCGGUAAAGGUGAUCAUGAUACACAUCAAACAAAUACAGCGGGAAGAUCUUUUGAAGUCCCUCACACGAAAAAUGGCCCCACCUCUCGUCACUCUGAUAUCUUCAGCUCCUGAGAUACAAUGGGUCGCGUUGCGUAAUAUCAACUUGCUUCUGCAGAAACGUCCGGAUAUAUUGGCAAAUGAGAUGAGAGUGUUCUUCUGCAAAUAUAAUGACCCACCUUAUGUCAAAGUGGAGAAGUUAGAUAUCAUGAUACGGUUGGCGAAUGCCAAUAAUGUCGAGACAUUAUUGGGAGAAUUGAAAGAGUAUGCUUCAGAAGUGGACGUCGAUUUCGUCCGGAAAGCCGUCAGGGCGAUCGGUCAAACAGCCAUCAAGAUUGAAGAAGCGGCAGAAAGAUGUGUUGGCGUCUUGAUGGAGUUGAUAGAGACGAGAGUGAGUUACGUGGUGCAAGAGGCCGUAAUUGUGAUCAAGGACAUCUUCCGGAAAUACCCUCAUAGCUACGAAGGUGUCAUUCCUGUCCUUUGCUCGAAUCUAGAAGAGUUGGACGAACCUGAAGCGAAGGCGUCGCUCAUAUGGAUCAUCGGAGAGUAUGCGGAGAAGAUUGAGAAUGCCGACGAACUGUUAGGAACAUUCUUGGAGUCAUUCAAGGAGGAGAGUUAUCCCGUUCAACUUCAAACCCUCACAGCUAUUGUCAAGCUGUUUCUGAAGAAGCCCGAUACUGCUCAGGGAAUUGUUCAGCGCGUACUCCAAGCGGCUACUAAAGAUUGUGACAGUCCGGAUGUCCGAGAUAGAGCUUAUAUUUACUGGCGCUUGUUGUCCUCUGACCCCGCAGCUGCCAAAGCUGUUGUGCUCUCUGUCCGACCUCCGAUCAGUCUUCCUCAGACCACUGUGGCACCAGCGAUAUUAGAAGAGUUGCUGGGAGAGAUAUCGUCACUAGCAUCAGUAUAUCACAAACCCGCGGCCACUUUCAUCGGAAAAGGUAGACUCGGAGCAGACGAAAUAGGACGUCAAGCAGUCGAACCUGAAGAUGAAACUCGAGAAAAAGCACUUCAGACCGUUGUUGCAGGUCAACAAGCUGAAAACCUUCUCGACUUUGACGCAGACGAUUCAGCUCCGGAUGAACGUCGUCGUUCGCUAGCCGAUGGACUCAUCUCCAAUCAGACCAUUGCGAGCGUAGCGAAAUCUAGUAAUCCGUUGGACGAACUGAUGGAUUUGUUUUCUUCUCCCAAUCUAUCCGCUCCUACCGCCAACCCAGCUCAA